UUAUUUAUUUGCCAAGGGGAUAUCCAAAAUUUCUGCAGUAUGUGAAAAUGAUUUCUGGGAACGUGCCGUUGAGCAAUUGGUUUUCGUUGUUCCGGAACAGACAGAUCUCUCGCAGAUGCAGCUCAGAAAAUGGUAGAUAUUUUUCUCCCCACAGAAAUCCGAGAGAUUUGGUACACAGCAAUCGGAACAACAUUCCCCUCCGAUCGGAUUGAGCCAUGGGAGCGCCACUUCCAUGGAGCUCAACUCUUCAUGCUUCUCCGAUCAACCACAAAUCGCCCAUUUCCAUUUCAUCCCCUUCCAAUCUCAUCUACUAUUACUCUAAACGAUCUCGUGUAAAUCAUUCAUCCCCUCGUCGUUGCGCUGUUUGUGCUCAGAAUUCCAAUUCGCCGCGCUCAAAAUCCACCAUCUCCGAUGCUCCGAGUUCGAAACCUGCCGUGCUCGGAGAUUGCCAGGGGAAUGAGGUCGCUCGGGUCUCUUCGACUCCGAUUCGACGGCGUAACAAUGGGAUUCUCUCCCUAAUGUCUCUAUUUGAUAAACGUUCUCUUUGGCGAAGGAUCUUUUUUGCCUCGAAGAAAGUUAGGAGUAUCAUUUUGCUCAACGUCGUCACCAUUGUUUAUGCUAGCAGUAUUCCAGUCGUGAAAGAGGUUGAAGAAUUAGUGGAUCCAGCAACCUUCAAUGUUGUGCGGUUUGCCAUCGCUGCCAUUCCAUUCGCUCCAUUGGUACUGUAUAAAUGGAAUGAUGUUCAGACCCGUAAUGCUGGAAUAGAGUUGGGUUUCUGGGUUAGUCUUGGGUACCUGAUGCAGGCAUUUGGACUUCUUACAUCUGAUGCUGGUCGUGCAUCUUUCAUAUCAAUUCUCACUGUACUUGUAGUUCCUUUUCUUGAUGGGCUUUUAGGGGCUGUAGUUCCUGCUCGUACCUGGUUUGGAGCUCUCAUGUCUGUCGUUGGAGUUGCAAUGCUGGAAUCCAGUGGAUCCCCUCCAUGUGUGGGAGAUCUUUUGAACUUCUUGAGUGCAAUAUUUUUUGGUGUGCAUAUGCUUAGAACAGAGCAUAUUUCAAGACGUACAGAAAAAGAUAAAUUCCUUCCACUCCUUGCAUUUGAGGUUUGUGUUGUUUCUAUUCUAUCGACAGUUUGGUAUUUUAUUGGAAGAUGGAUUGAUGGAACUGAAGCAAUAAGUGUGUCAUGGAAUUGGGAAACGUAUUUAGAUUGGGUGUUCGUGUUUCCUUGGAUACCUGCUCUUUAUACAGGAUUAUUGUCCACUGGUUUUUGCCUGUGGCUUGAGAUGGCUGCCAUGUGCGAUGUAUCAGCCACAGAAACUGCCAUUAUUUACAGCUUGGAUCCAGUCUGGGGCGGUAGUUUUGCCUGGUUUAUGCUUGGUGAAAGGUGGGGACCGAGCGGUUGGAUUGGUGCUGCUCUUGUGCUAGGUGGAAGCUUAACAGUGCAGAUAUUUGCAUCGUCUCCAACAAAAUCUAGCAAAGAUGAGAGAAACAAGGAAGUUCGUGGCCUCUUGGGUUCGGGCGAUAACCGCAGUUUAUCGACCUCUCCAAUUGUGGUAACAACAAGAAAGGAUGUUACAGAUCACCUGAAGAAGUAAGGCACAUUAUUUAUUUACACAUUAGAUAUAGAUAUACCCAAUAAUCAGAGCUAUACCUAUGAAUAUGUACAUAUACUAUCCUUUUGUCUUCCUUUGGAAUAUAUAAGUUUCUUAUCUGAAAAAAGAAUAUGUACAUAUUCUAUCAAAGAAGUGAUGUUACUAACUAGUUUUAGGUAAGUUUUGUUUGUCUAAGUUUGUAAUCAUGUAAUAUUGGCUGCUGGAGGCCUGUAGGCAUCAGUCAUUAGUAACAAAAUGUAUAUCUACCCUAUAUAUUUGAAUAAAUUAGAGCCCGAUUGGUAACGUUUUUAUUUUU
Momordica charantia (bitter melon) is the source of this 1905-nucleotide messenger RNA. RefSeq lists its product as uncharacterized. Gene Ontology annotation, cellular component: membrane. The record is from RefSeq and is a predicted model, not a curated record. NCBI's taxonomy places the organism in Eukaryota, Viridiplantae, Streptophyta, Magnoliopsida, Cucurbitales, Cucurbitaceae.